GCGUCAUCAGAGCGCGACCGCAGCAUGAGAACGCUGACAUGGCCGCGUCCAUGGAGCUGAGACUCACUUUAGGGAUCUGUUUUGUUUUUAUUUCGGGGUUUUCUUCGGUCGCCGCGCUCAUCGAGGGUCUGUACUGCGGGACUCAGAGCUGCUAUGACGUGCUUGGAGUUCCGCGCGACGCCAGUAAAGCGGAGAUCGGACGCGCGUACCGCCAGCUGGCCCGAAGAUACCAUCCGGACCGAUAUCAGCCCGGGGAGACCGGCGACACCCGCGAGAGCGCGCAGCAGAAGUUUCUGCUCGUCGCCACUGCUUACGAGACGCUCAAGGAUGAAGAGUUACGCAAGGACUAUGACUACAUGCUGGACCACCCGGAGGAAUAUUACAGCCACUACUACACCUACUACAGGAGAAGACUCGCUCCCAAAGUAGACGUUAGGAUAGUGAUUCUCGUAACGAUUUGUGCAAUCUCACUGUUUCAGUAUUACAGCUGGUGGAGCAGCUACACAGAAGCCAUCAACUACCUGAUGACCGUUCCCAAAUAUCGCAUCCAGGCUACCCAACUGGCCAAGCAGCAAGGACUGCUGAACAGAACCAAAGAGAAGGGCAAGAACCGGCGAUCCAAAGAGGAGAUCCGCGAGGAGGAGGAGCAGAUCAUCAGAGACAUCAUCAAGAACAAGAUCGACAUCAAGGGCGGCUAUCAGAAGCCCAAUAUAUCAGACAUCCUGCUCUGUAAAAUCAUUCUGUUCCCGUACCAUCUGUGCACCUACGUGGCGUGGCACUGCUCGUGGUUUUACCGCUUCACCGUCCGCGGGGAGGAGUAUGGGGACGAGGAGAGACUUUACAUCAUCCGCAGGUACAUGAAGAUGUCACAGGCUCAGUUUGACAGUCUGGACCACGGCCUGAGAGACACUUUCCUGAAGCAGCAGCUCUGGAUCAAAGAGAACUAUGAGGCCUACCGAGAGGAGCAGGAGGAGGAGAUGAAGAUGAAGAUGGCCACAGACUCGCGAUGGAAACGCUACAGGCGCUGGAUGAGGAGCGAGGGUCCCGGACGCAUCACUUUUGCUGACGAUUGACCUCACGCGCACACGGUGCCGUCCCAGAUGCACGUCCAAACGGCCUGAGCUCGUUGGUGUGUGAUUACACUCGGCUCUCUGCGCCUCGUUUACAAAGGACUGACGAUGUGCACCUGCUGCCUUUUCUCAUAUGAUAUAAGACGAUAAAGGCGUUUUGAUUGUACCUAUGGAGGAUCAUGUGAUUUGUCAGUCUGUUUAAGAGGAUCAGUUGAGACUGUUUUGGAAACGUAAAGAAAAAUAACUGGAGGAAUGUGAUCACAGGCUGUAGAAACCCAGGAAUGCCUCAUUUCAAUCACUGAAGUUUCUGUCUCUGUUUCUUUCUACAUAAAUGUCACGUCAUCCAGUGCUGUUUUUAUCUCUCUAUUCCUCUUUUAUUUUGCAUAUAUGAAGUCAUAUCUAAUUGUUUCGUUACAUGGUACUUCAAUAAAGUUUUAUAGUUCAA
Megalobrama amblycephala (Wuchang bream) is the source of this 1515-nucleotide messenger RNA. It is a transcript of the gene dnajc25, whose product is annotated as DnaJ (Hsp40) homolog, subfamily C, member 25. NCBI's taxonomy places the organism in Eukaryota, Metazoa, Chordata, Actinopteri, Cypriniformes, Xenocyprididae. The coding region runs from base 39 to 1073 and encodes 344 amino acids. Gene Ontology annotation, cellular component: endoplasmic reticulum membrane. The record is from RefSeq and is a predicted model, not a curated record. Gene Ontology annotation, biological process: protein folding. The transcript has 4 exons.